Messenger RNA from Panonychus citri (citrus red mite), 1463 nucleotides. RefSeq names its product leukocyte surface antigen CD53-like. Gene Ontology annotation, cellular component: membrane. Lineage: Eukaryota; Metazoa; Arthropoda; Arachnida; Trombidiformes; Tetranychidae. The record is from RefSeq and is a predicted model, not a curated record. The transcript has 4 exons. Bases 696 to 1430 code for a protein of 244 amino acids.
AAUUGCUUUGGGGCUCAGUUUGAUGAGCUCUUUGAUUAAUCUUUCGAAUGCAUGUAAACCAAAUUGCAAAAGAAUGAAAAUCUAAAUCAACAAUUAACUUCUCUCUAGGGUUAGUCAUGUUCACCAUGAAUAUUAUUAUUAUUUCAUUUCCAUUCAUAAAGUUGUCGCUUUAAUGAUUUUGAUAGACAGAAAAUGGCGAAAGAGGGACAAUUAAAAUGAGAGAAUAGAAAAGCGUGACAGAAAAGUAGACAGAGAAAAAGAAAGGAAGUGAGGGUGGAAAGAAAGAGAAAAAGAAAGUAUUAUGAUGAUGAUGAUGAUGAUCUUUAUUUAGGACAAGCGCGACAUUAGAUGAAAGAAAAUAUUAAAACGUAAACACGAAAGUUGAAAAGAGGAGAAACAUUGAAGAGGUCAUUUGAUUGUGGUGAAAUUGUCGCAACAUUUUAGCGAGUUAAAGUGUCGUCAUGUCAUUUCCGUGGAAUAAUUCAGUCAACAUUCAUCGACCAAUGGAAUUAUCAUCGCAACCGAUUGAAUCAUGUUGAUUUUAAGUAAAUUGUUUGCAAAUUGUUAUCUUUUUUCUUGAGAAUAAGUUUUUUCACACUUCAUUAUAAAAUCAUUAAAUUUGUGUUUUUACUUUCGCUUUGAUUGUUGAUUUUUUUUCAUCAGACUAAAUUGUUAUUGAAGUUAAUUAAUCCAAAAUGGUGAAAGGAUUUACUAAUUCAUUGAUACAAUGUGUCCUAUUCACAUUCAACUUUAUUUUUCUGUGUUUCGGAGCCAUAAUCGCAGGCCUUGGUGGUUAUUUCCUAAUCAAAUCAAUGGAUUUCAAACAAAUAAUAGACACUCCGGAUACCGGAGCCAUGAUUGUUGUGUUUACUGGAAUCGCUGUUUUCGCAAUUAGCUUCUUGGGCUGUUUUGGUUCAGUUAAGGAAAACUCAUGUUUACUUAAAAUGUAUUGUUUUUCCGUUGGUAUAUUAGCAAUAUUAAUCAUUGGACCGGUGAUUAUCUUCAUGGUUUACAGUGUUAAGCUUGAUGAGAUCAUGGAGAAACAAUUGUUGACUGCAUUUACUGAAUAUCGAAUAAAUGAUCCGAAGAAAAAUUCAAUUUCGGCUGCGAUUGAUACUCUUCAUCAAACAUCGAAAUGCUGUGGGUACAAUGGUCCCGCUUGGUGGGCCGCUAAUCUACCAGAAUUUGAAGAUAAUACUGUCCCUGCUUCUUGUUGUUCCAGUUCGCUUUCGAUAAGUAUAUUGAAUCGACCUCAAAAUAAGUGUCCAAUCGAUAAAGUUAAAUUUACUCAAGGAUGUGAGGGGGAAUUGAGAACCAUUUUGAAAUUGUUCUUCAACACGAUGAUAACGGUUCUACUUGUGAUCGGACUGACACUUUUAAUUGCUGCCUCAAUAGCUUGUAUCUUAGCUCGAGCUGCUAAAGUUCAAUAAAAAAUUUGUCCAGUUUAAGUUUAUCACCAAUAA